Molecule: messenger RNA, 759 nt
Organism: Lachancea nothofagi CBS 11611
Lineage: Eukaryota; Fungi; Ascomycota; Saccharomycetes; Saccharomycetales; Saccharomycetaceae
Source: the annotation of a GenBank genome assembly
AUGAGUAAUUCGAAGAGAAGGAUCGAAACAGAUGUGAUGAAGCUUCUCAUGAGCGACCACGACGUGGAUCUAGUCAACGACAACAUGCAGGAAUUUCACGUCAAGUUUCAUGGGCCCAAAGACACGCCCUAUGAGAGCGGGGUUUGGCGACUGCAUGUCGAGCUGCCGGACAACUACCCCUACAAGUCGCCUAGCAUCGGAUUUGUCAACAAGAUAUACCAUCCGAACAUCGAUGCAGCGUCCGGCUCUAUAUGUCUGGACGUGAUAAACUCGACCUGGAGCCCGCUAUACGAUCUGAUCAACAUCAUUGAGUGGAUGCUCCCAGGGCUCUUGAAGGAGCCCAACGGCAGUGAUCCGCUCAACAACGAGGCCGCUACGCUACAACUGAAAAGCAAGGAGCUUUACGAGCAGAAAAUCCGCGAGUAUAUCGACAAAUACGCAACGGAGGAGAAGUACAGCGGAACUUUUGGCUUGGGAAAUAACAGCGACGACGACGACGAAGACGGCCAAGACGAUGAAGACGAAGGUGCGAGUCAAGACGAAGGUGCGAGUCAAGACGAAUACAGUGAUGCUGUGGCAGGCACACGUACGCAUGGAGACAACAACGAGGUCGACGAUCUGAGCGACGUAGCGCUAUCGGACGCCGAUGACACCGACAAUCUGAGCGAGGAACUCACCAAUAUUCAAGUCAGCGACGAUGACGACGACGAAGACAUGUACGACGACGACGACGAUGAUGAUGAAGAUGAUAUCGUCUAA